Molecule: messenger RNA, 2829 nt
Organism: Athene cunicularia (burrowing owl)
Lineage: Eukaryota; Metazoa; Chordata; Aves; Strigiformes; Strigidae
Product: kelch-like protein 23
Exons: 3
Coding region: 1039-2685 (548 amino acids)
Molecular function (GO): protein binding
Source: RefSeq, a predicted model, not a curated record
GAAGAUGUCCCUGCUCGUGGCAGGGGGUUGGACUAGAGGAGCUUUAAAGGUCCCUUCCAACCCAAACUAUUCUGUGAUUCUGUAGCUGAAUUUUAAGUAUGUAUAUGCUUUUCUGUUGGAGUUAAUUCCUAAAUCUGACUCUUUAUUAAACCCAUUUCUAACAGCAGUUUCACAGAAGUAUCUUCCAGAAAUGCAGGAGGGAACUCUAGAGGAAAAAAAGUGUUCUCAACCCAGGUAGUGGAGUUCAGCAAGCAGAAUUGCUAAGAGAUGGGACUGAGUCUUGCUGGGAUGGGCUCUUUGGGAUAAGGGGCACUACUUCAAGGCCACUGUGCAAAUCUCUCCCUUUAAUAGCUUGGUCUAACCACUUUGGAAAAAUUCCCUAUGUGGAAUCAGUGAGCUGUUGCUUGUACUGUGACUAUUUAUGUCCUGCAUCGAGAUUGAGGGGGACUGAAUAUGUGACAGCUAUCUGGGUUUGAAUGGGGGCUCAUUCCUUCCCCCCAUCUCUUAUUAAAGUAUAAAUAUAUACUAAAUGCUGUGAGUAAUCUGGAAUUUGAUAUUAAACUUGAACUGAUGAAUGCUGUGGCAUUGGGGAAAUCAGGGUUUAAGUUUCAAGCUUUCCUAGUUUUGAUUUGCAGGAGUGAAAAGUGUUGUAAUGGACACUUUUUUAGAAAUGGGUUCAGUGUUCUACAACUUCUGUGUAUUUAGUACUUAGGAAGGUUUUGGUUGUUUGUCCUCAUUGUAGUCCAGACUCUGAGUGGCUCACAGCUCCCCUAAUUCACUGUGGUCUUACCUGGGUAAGGUAGGUGCUAAUUAAAUCUGUGGUUUUUUGGUCAUACAGCUUUCCCACUAUUCUGCUCUGAAAGCAGCAGCAAAGACUGAAAAGCAAACCAGGAGAGUAGAAAACAUACUCUAUUUUUAGGACAAGAUUGGCUUAUCUUGUGUUUAUCCCAGCUAGGGGGAUAAUGUUUCCAGAGACUUCACACGAGUAAAGGCUGCAUAAGGGUUGAGUUAAUUUUAACUGCCUGGCAGUCAGCAAGCAUGGAGCCUGCACAAGAACUCGAGGAGCUGGGAUCUCAGACAGAAAUGGUCACAGACACAGUUCUUGAGGUUGGAGAAAGACUCUUUCAGGUCAGCCGUAGGGUACUUUCAGUACACAGUCGUUAUUUUGAAGCCAUGUUUUUUGGGGGGGCAAGAGAGAGCUCUGAAUACCACAUAGUGAUCCGAGGGAUCGAUGCGGUGCCUUUUCAGGCACUACUUGAGUUCACUCGCACAGCCCAGGUGCUUAUAGGUCCAGAAAAUGUGAUCAGCUUACUGGAAACAGCUGAUUUUUUUCAGUUUGACAGGGUGAAACUGUUGUGUGAGAAAUUUCUGGAGAGGGAGCUGCAUGUUUCCAACUGCCUGGGCUUGAUGACCUACUCGCAGCAAUUUGCCUUUAGAGAGCUGCACGUGGCUGCCAUGAACGUGGCUCUCACUCACUGGGGGGAUGUGAUGUGCCAGGAAGAAUUCAAGGCACUACCCAAAGAAGUGCUGAUGCAGCUCCUAAAAAGUGAUGACCUCUUCGCUUCACGAGAAGAUGUGGUUUUUGACAGUAUUAUGAGGUGGAUCAUGGAGGACCCAGCAACGAGAGAGGAAGACUUUCUGGAUUUGGUGGGCGAAGUCAGGGUCACUUUUCUGAGUUUGUCCUUCCUCGAUACCUUGGUGAAACGCAGCAAGCGCCUUGGAGAGACAGAUACCUUUUCCAGACUAAUAAAGAAGUUAGACAGCUGUCCUCCACCCAGCUGGCAAAAUACGGAACUGUGUCCUAACGCUGGUCGGAGCUAUGACACCCUAUAUGUCCUGGGCGGAAAGCAUGAAAAGGAACAGCAAGAAUUAUUUCUCUUUCAACCUAAAACAGGGACUUGGCAGGCUUGCUCUCCCCUGCAGCGCAGGAACCUCACCCAGUAUGCAGUGGCAGCAGUAGGGAGCUUCCUUUUUGUGACGGGAGGAUAUUUCCGGGAUGAGUUUGUGUGGUAUAGUGUGGAUUGGGUGCUUAUCUACAAUUGCUUGGACAACAGCUGGCUGGAAGGGCCUGCCAUGAAGAAGUCCCGCAAUAGCCACUGUGCAGUAGGAGCAGGGCUCUACCUGUACGUCCUUGGAGGGAGCACAGAUGAGGGGAUAAUCCCAGCGGUGGAGCGCAUGGCCUUGGUGGAGUCAGAGUGGGAAAGCAUGAGUCCUAUGGCUCAACCUGUGGAGAGAGGAGAUGCGGCCAGCGUGGGAACCAGGAUCUACGUGGUCUGUGGCCUGGAUGAAAAUGGACACGUAUAUGAUGGGGUGCAAAGGCUGAACACAGAGACGGACAGCUGGGAUGUCAUCUCAUUCUCCCCGCUUCCAAGGUAUGACCUCUGCAUCACACCACUGAACGGUGCUCUGUACACCAUAGGAGGGGGAGCCUUUCGAUUUGAUGUGGAGACAGAUGAAUGGACACAGGUGGAUGAGGAAUGCUUGACUCAGAAGUUCUUCAUGGGGUGCAGCACUGUGAAUGGACGAAUUUAUCUCCUUGGACAGAGGAAGGGGAACAGUGCCCUCCCUGUUGUAGUCCUCUUUGAUCCCUACGCUGAUACGUGCGAGGUCAUAGAUAACAAACUCCCUUGCCCCCUUCCUAUUCACGGGUGUGUCUCUGUGAGAAGAUUUGAUACAUGGGCAUGAGAGAUGCCAGAUCCAGCAUAACUAAACAGUCAUGUGCUUUACAGCUGAUGGGAGUUAGAUCCUGUCAAGUUUAGUCUGUGAAAUUUUUUUAAUUUGAAAAUAAAUCUGUUCCUUCAUAACUUUCUCUUUUUCCCUGUCUGGUAA